Molecule: messenger RNA, 4155 nt
Organism: Monopterus albus (swamp eel)
Lineage: Eukaryota; Metazoa; Chordata; Actinopteri; Synbranchiformes; Synbranchidae
Product: peripheral plasma membrane protein CASK
Exons: 30
Coding region: 823-4155 (1110 amino acids)
Biological process (GO): protein phosphorylation
Molecular function (GO): protein binding; ATP binding; protein kinase activity
Source: RefSeq, a predicted model, not a curated record
AUACUAUCGGGUCUCAUGGAGAACCCUGGAUGACGGCCAUGCGCCAAAAUGGAGGACAGUGUAAUAGCUUCGUAACUCCCGUGUAGGAGGAGCUUGUUUUUCUGGAAGCUCCUCGGACCUAAACCUCGGAGCACGCAGGCAACGGUGGGAAGAAAAAAAACCCGAAGCCAACGGCUGGGAAGUGUUACCGAGCCGCGGAGGAGAGAGGCGCUUCUUGGCUUGACGUUGGAGACUCGGACCCAUACGUCAACCAAUACAGUGUGGGAGGACUGUGUGUUACGUCCCCAAAGAAGAAAGUGUAAGCCGCGGCUGUUCGGGAUGUGAAGAACAGCGUAACCCACCUGGAUCCGUGCUGUAACUCGAGCCUGGUGCCCACGUUAACAUUCAGACCGGUGUAACAGUCGAAGCCGUUAACGGGAGCAGACACACCGGCGGAGUAGUUACUACGGUGUUUGUUUGACACCCACGGACGAUUUGCUUUUUGAGACAGGACACCGGGAAGCUGUGGGAAAGGCGGGGCCGAACUGGUGGACUCCCACAUUGGAUUACUGAGCUCCCCCUGUGCCGAUUUAUCCACAGAGGCACGGCGAUUCUUUGGAGGGGGGUCGGGGUCAACGAACGGAGGCGACGAGCAGGAUUUAAACUGUUUCUUUGGAACUCUACCGACCGCCGUGCUGCUGACGGUGCGAGCGGCUUUUUGUCGGUCAUUUUUACCGAGCGGUCAGGAGCUUAUGGCCUUCAUGUUCACCGUUUUCUAGGAGCACAAUCAGGUUCUGGGACGCAUAUCUUUGGGGAUCAUCCCCCUCCCAGCCAGGUCGCACGAUGGCGGACGACGACAUCCUCUUUGAAGAUGUGUACGAGCUCUGCGAGGUCAUUGGCAAGGGCCCCUUCAGUGUGGUGAGGAGAUGCAUCAACAGGGACACGGGGCAGCAGUUUGCUGUCAAAAUUGUGGAUGUCGCUCAGUUCACAUCCAGUCCAGGACUCAGCACUGAGGAUCUGAAGCGGGAGGCCAGCAUCUGCCACAUGCUGAAGCACCCCCACAUCGUGGAGCUGCUGGAGACAUACAGCUCAGAUGGGAUGCUCUACAUGGUUUUUGAGUUUAUGGAUGGAGCAGACCUGUGCUUUGAGAUUGUGAAGAGGGCAGAUGCUGGUUUUGUCUACAGCGAAGCAGUGGCCAGCCACUACAUGAGGCAGAUCCUUGAGGCGCUACGCUACUGCCACGACAACAAUGUCAUCCACCGAGAUGUCAAGCCUCAUUGUGUGCUGCUAGCGUCGAAAGAGAACUCGGCUCCAGUGAAGCUGGGGGGGUUUGGAGUCGCCAUCCAGCUCGGCGAGUCAGGACUGGUGGCAGGAGGUCGGGUAGGAACUCCCCACUUCAUGGCCCCAGAGGUGGUGAAGAGAGAGCCUUAUGGGAAGCCCGUGGACGUGUGGGGCUGCGGAGUCAUCCUCUUCAUCCUCCUCUCAGGGUGUCUGCCUUUCUACGGCACCAAGGAGCGUUUGUUCGAAGCUAUCUGCAAGGGCAAAUACAAGAUGAAUCCGCGUCAGUGGGGCCAAAUCUCCGAGAGCGCCAAGGACUUGGUGCGGCGUAUGCUGAUGCUGGACCCUGCUGAGAGGAUCACCGUCUACGAGGCUCUGAACCACCCCUGGCUCAAGGAGCGGGACCGCUACGCCUACAAAAUCCACCUGCCCGAGACUGUGGAGCAGCUGAGGAAGUUCAACGCCAGGAGGAAGCUCAAGGGGGCUGUGCUGGCUGCAGUAUCCAGUCACAAGUUUAACUCCUUCUAUGGAGACCCCCCCGAGGAACUGCAUGACUUCUCCGAUGACCCCACGUCCUCAGGACUACUAGCAGCAGAACGGGCUGUGUCUCAGGUGUUGGACAGUCUCGAGGAGAUCCAUGCGUUGACAGACUGCAGUGAAAAGGAUCUAGAUUUCCUCCACAGUGUUUUCCAGGAUCAGCAUCUACACACACUGCUCGAUCUCUACGAUAAGAUCAACACCAAGUCGUCCCCACAGAUCAGAAACCCCCCGAGUGAUGCUGUGCAGAGGGCCAAAGAGAGUUCUUCCCAAGACGAAGCAAGUGGCGCUUUGAAACAUCUGGAAUAUGUACUGGAAGAGAUCUCCUGCUACCCAGAGAAUCACGAAGCUAAAGAGCUCAGACGGAUACUGACCCAGCCACAUUUUAUGGCCUUGUUGCAGGCGCACGACGUGGUGGCCCACGAGGUUUACAGUGCCGAGGCUCUGAGGGUGACCCCUCCGCCCACCUCGCCCUACCUGAACGGAGAAUCCCCAGAGAGCACCAACGGAGACAUGGACCUGGAGAACGUCACCAGAGUUCGCCUGGUCCAGUUCCAGAAGAACACAGACGAGCCAAUGGGUAUUACGCUGAAGAUGAAUGACUCAAACCACUGCAUCGUUGCGAGGAUAAUGCAUGGGGGGAUGAUCCACAGACAAGGAACAUUGCACGUAGGAGACGAGAUCAGGGAGAUCAAUGGUAUCAGUGUGGCCAACCAGACUGUGGAGCAGCUGCAGAAGAUGCUGAGGGAGAUGCGUGGCAGCAUCACCUUCAAAAUAGUGCCAAGCUACCGGACGCAGGGCUCCUCGUAUGAGAAAGAGUCCCCCACCACCUCCAGACAGUCCCCUGCCAAUGGCCAUUCCAGCAUUAACAGUUCUAUCUUGGACCUGCCAUCCACCAUCCAGCCCAAGGGUCGACAGAUUGUAUCCAGACCUCCGAUCAGGGACAAACUGUCUGUUAAGAUCUACGUGAGAGCCCAGUUUGAAUACGACCCCUCCAAAGAUGAACUCAUCCCCUGCAAGGAGGCAGGCAUCCCUUUCCGAGUGGGCGACAUCAUCCAGAUCAUCUCAAAGGACGACCACAACUGGUGGCAGGGCAAGCUGGAAAACAUAAAAAAUGGCACCGCAGGCCUCAUCCCGUCACCAGAGCUGCAGGAGUGGCGGGUGGCAUGUAUAGCCAUGGAGAAGACCAAGCAGGAGCAGCAGGCCAGCUGUACCUGGUUUGGCAAGAAGAAGAAGCAGUACAAAGACAAGUAUUUGGCAAAGCACAACGCAGUGUUCGACCAACUAGAUCUCGUCACAUAUGAAGAGGUUGUGAAGCUUCCUGCUUUCAAGAGGAAAACACUAGUUUUGUUAGGUGCUCAUGGCGUGGGCAGACGACACAUCAAGAACACUCUCAUAACCAAACACCCUGACAGAUUUGCCUACCCCAUCCCACACACAACCAGACCUCCAAAGAAGGACGAGGAGAAUGGGAAGAACUACUACUUUGUUUCCCAUGACCAGAUGAUGCAGGACAUCAGCAACAAUGAGUACCUGGAGUACGGCAGCCACGAGGACGCCAUGUAUGGGACAAGGCUGGAGACCAUUCGCAAGAUUCACCAGCAGGGGCUUGUGGCUAUAUUGGACGUUGAGCCUCAGGCCCUGAAGGUCCUGCGAACAGCGGAGUUCGCCCCAUAUGUCGUCUUUAUUGCCGCACCGACGAUCACACCAGGCAUCAGUGAGGUUUGCAUUCUCAGUAGGAAGCUGUGGAGCCACAGAGUCAAGGAGUCGGAGCCUGGACAGAUGAAGCAGCUCGGUGUUCCUGGUCUUUUCGAUUUGCACUUUGCCAAAGGAAGUCAGGAGCCAGUUUUGGUGUCGGUGCUGCAGGGUUCGACAGCUAUACUGCCCUGUCCUCAUAAGACAGGAAAUGUGACAUGGAGCCGCUUCAGGGGUGGUUCAUCAGUGACCCUCGUCACCAUCAGAAACGACCAAGAGGUCAAAACUGACCAACGUUACGGGUCCACAGCAGAUAAGUCCCUGGUGAUAAUUAAUGUUAAGGACAUUGAUGAGGGGAUGUACUUCUGUAAUAGAAUGAAAGUUUUAGUGACCACAGCUCGCACCAUGGUGGAUCCUCCAGCUCAGCCUGAAGACAACCAACCAGUCACACCAAUAAACAGGGGCCACACACCUGCAGACACAGAGAACCAACAGGCCCUGGACUGGUGGAAAGUACGUGUGGGUGUAGUCACAGGUGCUACUGUGGUGCUGUUGGCCAUCUUAACCUUGAGGCUGUGCUCCAAACACAGGGCGGAGAGAAAGAGCAGCGUGGCUGAGCCUGUAACCAAUGUGAUCUACCAGGAGAUUGAAGACGUCGACUUGUAG